AUGUCUAGCUAUGGCAAUUCUAAAUACAAUAAAUCAUAUUUUGGAUGGAAACACUUCCUCCAGUAUAAAUUUAACCAAACACCCCCUAAGAGGCAAAAACGCACAGAUAAACUCACUAGCUACGAGUCCAGAGACAAGCAAUGGCGGGCCUUCGCCGACGUCGUCGGCGGCAACGCUCAGGACGACGACGAAGAGAUCCAGAUCCCGAUCGAGAUCGCAUUCACUCGCGAGCAGCAGCAGUACGCGCUGGAGCUCGACCAGAAAGCUUCGAACUUGAGGCGAUCCAUCCACGAUCUCAGGCUUCGGAUCCCUCCGCCUCAUAUCUCGCAGCGAUUGCCUCAUCUCCACGCUCACAGUCUCGCCUACAACGCCGCCCUCGCUCUCCAGUUGAACGCUCACUCGACAACCAAGGAACAGGCGCAACUGAGAGAGGUUACCCUGCAAGAAGAGAAUUCUGCAUAUGAAAAGGCUAUAUCAAAUUGCCAAAAGAAAAUUCAGGAAAAGCUGCAGGAAGCCGAUUUGCUUGAGGCCAAACUAAAGCAAAUGGAAUUGAUUGAAAGGAAUUCAAAGGUUGAGUUGGAAAUGGAACUAGCCACAUUGGAGUCUAGUCAAUCAAGUGUACAGACAGGCAGUUCCAAGAGUACAGAAAAUUUUCAUCCAGAGAAUGAAGCUUCAAAAUAUGUUAAAAUGGAAGAGUUGGACGACAAGAAGAAGGAGCUGAGUUCAAUGGAAGAGAGGAUCCAAAGAUUGGAGGAAGAAUGGUCAGCUGUUCAAGAGGAAUCAAUCAAACAACCUUCUCCAGCUCAAAGGGAGAAAUUGUUGGAAAAACAGCUUCAUAGCCUGGUUGAACAACUGACAGCAAAACAGGCACAAGCGGAAGGCCUAAUCAUGGAGAUCCGUGCCAAAGAGAGAGAAGUAGAGAGAUUAAAUGGAUUAAGGAGGAGGAUUGAUGACGGAACCAGUGAUAUGAGCACUGCUAGAAGAAACCGCUUUGGGAGAAGCUCGGCAUUAUCAUUAGGAACUAUGGAUUACUCCUUGGAGGCCUCGUCGUCUCGAAGACAUGGAUCCUAUGCUGGAGGAAGAACAGAAGGCCAACAGAGGCUCAUGCUUCUGAGAUCUGCAUUUGUACUCUACAUCUUUGCUCUUCAUGUAAUUGUAUUUAUCAAGAUCUCAUUCUAAUUUUUUGUAGCUCGAGUUCUACUUAUAUUUAUAUGAGGAGGAGGAUGCAUUUGUACUCUACAUCUUUGCUCGUCACUUGUGCAAGUUUUUUUUUU
This is a messenger RNA of Asparagus officinalis (garden asparagus), 1274 nucleotides long. RefSeq lists its product as uncharacterized. The transcript has 7 exons. The record is from RefSeq and is a predicted model, not a curated record. The coding region runs from base 1 to 1179 and encodes 392 amino acids. NCBI's taxonomy places the organism in Eukaryota, Viridiplantae, Streptophyta, Magnoliopsida, Asparagales, Asparagaceae.